Prunus avium (sweet cherry) is the source of this 3126-nucleotide messenger RNA. The record is from RefSeq and is a predicted model, not a curated record. NCBI's taxonomy places the organism in Eukaryota, Viridiplantae, Streptophyta, Magnoliopsida, Rosales, Rosaceae.
GUUUACCUUUUAAGGUUUCAUCGUAAACUUGACCCCGCUGUACGGACAAGACUUGCUUCUUCACAAGGUCUUCUCCAAGACUUUAAAAUUCCAAUUUCAAAGCAGAGGACGACGACAAGGAAAACAUACAAAGAAGCUCAAGCUCAAGAUGGGGUUUGUGGGUCUCGUUCAAUUUUCCCUUCAAUGCUUUGAUGUCCUUGCAUGGCCUCUACUUUCUCUGGUGUAUCCUCUAUGUUGUACCAUUAGGGCGAUUGAGGCCAAUUCUGUUUCAGAUUCUCAGAAGAUGAAUACUUAUUGGGUUGUCUUCUCAUUGAUUCUGCAAUUUGAACAUGCAUUUAUGAAGCUCCUAAAAUGGCUCCCACUGUGGCCAUUCUUUAGGCUAAUCAUUGUCUUCUGGUUGGUGAUACCUCAUUUCGGUGGUGCAUUUUAUGUCUAUAAACACCUUAUCUGUCCAUGCCUCUCCACGGACCUCCAAAUUGUUGUCAACUGGUUCAACAAGCGGAAGAAAUCCUCGUUUAACACAGACAAUGUUUUUACCGAGGUGGAGAGAUAUGCACAUGAGAAAGGACCUGAGGCUCUAGAAAAAGUUGUUGCUUCCAAAUCUGAGAGAACAAAGUCAAAUCCCGAUGCGAAAGAGUUCAAAGCAGUUUCAUCUCUGGAAAAUAAAGAGGUUAUCCAGGCAAAGCAUAAUCUGACUGGGACUGGAAACAGCAAAUUUGCCGCUAUGGAGAUUAAAGAAAAAGCCAUUGAGGUUGUAGCAGACAGAAAUAUUAUGAACACUCCACCUUUGAAUGAAGUCCAGAAGGGGUGGACUUUUAACUCCGACCUAGACAGUAGAAACCUCAAGAAUGCAAUUGAGGGACCGAAAGCAAGGAACCAGGCUGAGCCUAGGCUCACUCAGAUUGGAAACGGUGCACUUGCGGCGGUGGAGGCUAGUGUAAACCCUGUUGAGAUUGCAACAGGUAGAGAGCUUAUUGAGUCUUCCCAAAAUGUCCCGAAAGAGUGGACUUGUGCUCUUGAGGUAACAAUUCCAAGUGAAAGAACUUUGAAUUCCAACCUAAUAAGGAUACACAAGGCAUCACAUGAGGCACUGAAUGCAAAGAGGCAGGCAUAUGUCCCCAAAAUGGCCCUAGCUAAAUCUGAUAAGCAUGAGGAGCCAGGAAAAAGUAUACCGAGCGUUGCAUCAAAACCCAAGGUUAUUAUCAAUCAAGAGGUGCAAGCAGAGGAGCUAGAAAACAGGAUACCGAGCAGUGGAUCAAAACCCAUGUGGAUAAUCAAUCCAAAGGUGCAAGCUGAGGAGCCCGAAAACAGUAUACCCAGCAGUGGAGUAAAACCCAAGAUUAUUAUCAAUCGAAAGGUGCAAGCAGGGGAGCCAGAACAAAGCAUACCUGAGGCUCUAGAAAAAGUUGUUGCUUCCAAAUCUGAAAGAACAAAGUCAAAUCCCGAUGCGAAAGAGUUCAAAGCAGUUUCAUCUCUGGAGAAUAAAGAGGUUAUCCAGGCAAAGCAUAAUCUGACUGGGACUGGAAACAGCAAAUUUGCCGCUAUGGAGAUUAAAGAAAAAGCCAUUGAGGUUGUAGCAGAUAGAAAUAUUAUGAAGACUCCACCUUUGAAUGAAGUCCAGAAGGGGUGGACUUUUAACUCCGACCUAGACAGUAAAAACCUCAAGAAUGCAAUUGAGGGACCGAAAGCAAGGAACCAGGCUGAGCCUAGGCUCACUCAGAUUGGAAACGGUGUACUUGCAGCGGUGGAGGCUAGUGUAAACCCUGUUGCGAUUGCAACAGGUAGAGAGCUUAUUGAGUCUUCCCAAAAUGUCCCAAAAGAGUGGACUUGUGCUCUUGAGGUAACAAUUCCAAGUGAAAGAACUUUGAAUUCCAACCUAAUAAGGAUACACAAGGCAUCACAUGAGGCACUGAAUGCAAAGAGGCAGGUAUAUGUCCCCAAAAUGGCCCUAGCUAAAUCUGAUAAGCAUGAGGAGCCAGGAAAAAGUAUACCAAGCGUUGCAUCAAAACCCAAGGUUAGUCAGGCAGAGCCUGAUCUCACUGGAACUGAAAACAGCAGAUUUCCCAGUAUGGAUAUUAAAGAAAAGGCCAUUGGGAUUGCAUCAGAGAGAGGAAUUCUGAACAUUCCACCUUCAGAGAAGGUUCGGGAGUGGACAAGUGCAGUCAGUCAGGUAACGACCCAAAGUGAUACAACUUUUAACUCCUACUCGGACGGUAAAAUACACGAGGCUGAAGCUAAGCACACUCAGAUGGAAAACGGUACAUUUGCGACCAUGGAGACUCAAGAAAAAGUUGUUGAGGUUGUUACAAGUAUUGAGUCUGCCCUACAAGUCCAGAAAGAGUGGACUUGUGCCCUCUGUCAGGUAACAACUCAAAGUGAAGCAACUUUGAACUCCCACCUCCAAGGCAGAAAACACAAGGCAGCAUGUGAGGCACUGAAAGCAAAGAGCUGGCCGUUUGCGCCAAAAAUUGCCCCGGGUUCAGCUGCAAAGGAAUCUAAUCAACCUAACAAGGAGCAAGGAAAGACGACAACGAGCAGUGCAUCAAAACAAAAAGUUAUUGUAGAUGAAAAGGUGCAAAGCCAGAAAAAUAGCAUUCCAACUUCAAGGACAAAGACUUCUGAUAAAUCUAAAAAGGAGCCAGCAGAAGGUGCAUCCAUCAAUGGAAGCCAACAAGGAAACCCGAUUGAAGUUCCAAGCAUGAAGGAUUUAACUCUAUCGUGCAGUGUUUGUAAUGUGCACUGCCCCAGUGAGAUUGUCAUGGCAUCGCAUCUCAAUGGCAGAAAACACCAGAAAAAGAUGCAACAACGACAACAGAACCCAAAUUAAGUUCUAAGGAAGAAUGAUUUUUUGUGGAACAUAAAUCGCCACCAUUGAGAAUUGAGUUGUAGUGACACACCACAACCCACUUAACUCGUUUUACGUGUAUUCAAAGCACUAAAAUAUUGCCAACGGGGUCAGUCCAAUGGAAUUGACUUGCAGACCAGUGAUCUCAGGUUCCCAUGGCACUUUGAUAGUGUGUGUUAGAAAUCUCAUUUCCCCUUGUAAUUCCAACUAUAGCUUGUAUUUGGGAUUUUUUUUUUAAACCUAUAAAAUAUUUUAACAAUCAAAGGACCUCUUUUAUUCCA